UUGUCACGAAACAACAGCUGUCUCCUUAUCUUGAAUCGAAGACACUGUCAAGUGUCAAUGGACGAAAGAAACUCUUCCUUCCGAUCGCUGCAUACUAUUACGCUUGUCUUGACUCUUUUACACUUUCUAAAUUUGCUAUCUACGCGGUGACCAGCCUGUACUGCUCUCUACCUUUUAGGCUGACCCUAAUCUAGAGUAGGACGGUUAUGGAACCUGUGUCGAACUUCGGGCACUCCCGCACCCGUAUGGACGAUGUUGAGCAAUCCACUCAUCAGAGCGAAGGCGUCGAGAACCCUGCGGAGCUGAACAGGUUCCAAAGUGUGCCCAAGAUCAACCAGUCCUCGUAUCAACUUGCGGCAAGCUCACAGCCGGCAAGCGUGAGUAUAGGAGUGGAUCAAGAGGACUUGGGAGGUGCCAGCACUAGCGGUCCCGGAUCUCUCUUUUCUAACCGUCUGCUCCACCAGUACAGCAGCUUGGACUCACCGGCACAUGUACCACGGCAGCGGCGUUGGUAUGAGCACCCAGGUCUGGUGGAGAACCGGAAAGUUGUUAUCAGCUCCAUCCUCUUCCUGUUUUUCGGCGCCGCUGCGUUGAUCACUGGCUGUGUUCUGGAGGCAUAUCCGAAGUUCGAACAAGCAACACUGGAUGGUGUGAUUCUCAUCGUUGUUGGCAUCAUCCUUCUAAUACCCGGGUGCUACUUUGUCUUCUACAUCAUAAUGGCAUCACGAGGGAAACCUGGCUAUGAUUUCCAGCGACUGACCAAUCUGGCCCACUGAGAUAGGUGCAGUUGCUGCCUCUAGGUUAUCUGCAUGCACCGGACGGAGUUCACGCACACGCGGGUGCUCCAUCGACGGCAUUCUUCUCCCUGCGCUUGCUAUGCAUCCCUAGCAAUCGCAAGCCUAGCAAGCCCAGGCCAGUGCAUCUAUGCUGGAAAGUAUUAUGUUACAUGCCUCAGCAGCAGCAGGAAGGGUGAUGAUUGCGCAUGUGGUUGUGUUCGAAGUCGUCUUUGGUGAUCAACGCUGGUGCUACCUUUGCACGUCUUCGCAGAUGUACGUGUGGAGUUGCACUAUUGCCGGUCGUCUGUGGCCUUCGGAAAAGAGAGUACGCUUAACUCUGUCUUGUCUGGUGUUUGUUUCUUCUUCGGCACGUGAACAAUUCUGCUGAGUGCGGUGCUGCCUUGAAACUUUGAAAGUGAAAUACCAAACUCUAUCGCCAUGCAGGUAUUUGUAUAAUGAUAGUGAUAACAACAUGUUGAAGCGUUGCUCUAUGCAGCGGUGUUACUAGUUACACUCGUCAUCCGUAUCUGUCCACCAUCACCAGCCCGUGUCCGGCUAUGCAAUGCCGCCGCUUGGGCACUGGGCUUUCCUGGUGGAGAGCAACAACACGGCCUGCUGAAUACGGCAGCACCGUGUCCACUGGGUGUGGCUGGUGUCACUGCUGCCGCUGUGCGCGCCAGUCGCCUGUUGUGCAUUUUCUCAUGCAGAUGAACGUAUGGCCCGGUCUAUUGUGGCCGCAUCUGCCUCUCUCUCUCUCUCUCUCUCUCUCUCUCUCUCUCUCUCUCUCUCUCUCUCUCUCUCCCUCUCUCUCUCUCUCUCCCAUUGACAUCAUUGCAUGAUAUCUAUUCGGAUUCCUCUCCACUAGACAGCUGUCUUCGCUACCCAUGUCUUGGGUGUCAGUUUCUCAAGAAUUCAUUCAGUUUUGUUUUUACUCCAUAUGUUACCUACUCUAGAUCUCCUCUCAUAGCUACUGAUAAUGUUGAUUUGUAUGCCAAGCUGCAGACUUGUCGCCUGCUGUCUUUUUUUUAAUAAUCCUGGCCAAAAACAUGAUGGUGGCACUGCGGUAGUGAUGUGCAUGAGUCAUAUUUUUUACGAAUCUUACUUACGACCCCUGGUUGUGUCAUCGCUUUAUCAUUGCAUUUUCCGUUGAACGGGUUCUGUUUAAUACCGUAUUUUAACCAAAAAGAAACCUCGCAGUGGCAUUAUAUCAGAUUCUAGUAAUGCUGUUCAAACUUUUUACUGAAACACAGUGAUGCUUUUAAUCUUGUAGUUCUACUCGCGCCGCGUACUGUGUCUGUGGUAUCGAUUUUUAUUCGUUUUUAUUGCUUUUGCAGCACACCGUCAUGUGUAUUCCGCAGUGUGCAUACAUGG
Molecule: messenger RNA, 2147 nt
Organism: Sycon ciliatum
Lineage: Eukaryota; Metazoa; Porifera; Calcarea; Leucosolenida; Sycettidae
Product: transmembrane protein 134-like
Exons: 7
Coding region: 207-776 (189 amino acids)
Source: RefSeq, a predicted model, not a curated record